AGAUGCCGGAUCCGCAGCAGUGCCCGGCCGGGCCCGGCAGCGCCCUUACGCCGCCGCCGCCUUGGCCGGCAGCUUCUGAGGCGGGCGCGCCGUGACGGACGGACGGGACGGACCGUCACCGGGGGCACCGUCACCCCUCUCACGAAGAUGAACAUAAUGGACUUCAAUGUAAAGAAGCUGGCGGCCGACGCCGGCACGUUCCUCAGCCGCGCCGUGCAGUUUACAGAAGAAAAACUUGGGCAAGCAGAGAAGACUGAAUUGGAUGCUCACUUAGAAAAUCUUCUGUGCAAAGCAGAAUGUACUAAGCAAUGGACAGAAAAGGUUAUGAAGCAGACAGAGGUGCUAUUGCAACCCAAUCCAAAUGCUAGAAUGGAAGAGUUUGUCUAUGAAAAACUAGACCGCAAAGCUCCAAGUCGUAUGAAUAACCCAGAAAUACUGGGCCAGCACAUGAUUGAUGCUGGGAAUGAGUUUGGUCCUGGAACAGCAUAUGGAAAUGCUCUCAUUAAAUGUGGAGAAACACAAAGACGAAUUGGAGCAGCAGACAGAGAACUAAUUCAGACAUCGGCAAUAAACUUCCUCACACCUCUGCGAAAUUUUAUAGAAGGAGAUUAUAAAACAAUUACUAGGGAACGCAAAUUAUUACAAAAUAAAAGACUAGACUUGGAUGCUGCCAAAACAAGACUGAAAAAGGCUAAAUUAGCAGAAGCUCGAGCUGCACAACUAAACCUGUCUCCACCUGAAGAAAAUAACAUUAUGGUAAAUGUCUCAUACAUGCUCAACUUGGUGCAUGUAAAAUGGCUACAGGUUUGGGCAGAGGAAGUAACAAAAUCUGAACAGGAAGUCAGAAUAGCCCAGAGUGAGUUUGACCGUCAAGCAGAAAUUACUAGACUUCUGUUGGAAGGCAUCAGCAGUACACAUGCACAUCACCUUCGCUGUUUGAAUGAUUUUGUAGAAGCUCAGAUGACGUAUUAUGCACAGUGUUACCAGUAUAUGUUGGACCUUCAGAAACAGCUUGGAAGCUUUCCAUCUACGUUCCUUGCCAACAAUCACCAGUCUUCGUCAAGCUGUGCUCCAAGUAGUUCCGUUACUACUACAGCUGCCUCCUCUGCCUCUGUUACAGCCUCAUUGUCCUCAAUAAGCAAUGCAGCAGCUACAUCCAGCUUGGGUGACGUGAAGUCCGCAAGCGGCAACAGAAAAGCCAGAGUUCUUUAUGAUUAUGAUGCUGCAAAUAGCAGUGAAUUAUCACUUCUUGCAGAUGAGGUAAUAACAGUGUACAGUAUGCCUGGCAUGGAUUCAGACUGGUUGAUGGGCGAACGAGGAAAUCAGAAGGGCAAAGUGCCUAUUACUUACUUAGAACUGUUAAACUGAAUAACUGGCUUGUAUAAAGACUGCCAGUUAUGGUGAGACCAUAUUUAUAUGCAAUUAACUUUAUAUAAAACAGGUUUAAGUGUCUUCCAUGUUAACAUCUUAAAGGAUGUGAAUACCAGCCAUUAGAAAUGGGCUUUUAUGCCAAUAUUCUUGCAUGGUAGAUACUCUUUUCAGAUCUAAGUUGUUUAAAAGCUUUUACUUUAUGUGCCAAGACUGUUUCUACAGAAUUUUGUUUCUACUGGAAUUUUCACUAAUAACAAACUUCUGCUUUUGAGUAAUCUAAACUGAAAAUGGGAGGUAUUGUUUUCUACAGAACUUUUCAUAAUGGCAAGCUUCUUCACCAACAAUAAAAUUGUUAAACAGUAAUUUCUUUUGCUAAACAAAUAUUUGAUGUUUAAUGUCUUAAAGGGCUAUGAUUAUAGUUAUGCAGCUGAAGAUUACACUUUUACUGAAAACAUUAAAUAGAAUUCUGAAAGGAAAUGCACAGCAUAAAAAGAGCCCUACUAGAGGGAUCAGAUUAAGGCGUGUUAAAUUGAGUUUUCUGUACUCACAGUAGCCAACCAGAUGUCUAUGGGCAGCACAAAAGCUGUUUGUGAUUAACCAGCGACUGGAAUUCAGAGACAAUUUGCCUCCCAAUUUUGGAGGUAGCUCAAAACUUAGUUCCAUUUUAAAAUAUACUUUAAAAAUCGAUAACUCCAAAUUUGUCCAGGUGGCAUUAUUCCAAAUAAUAGCUAAUAGAACUAUGGUGAUCCCCAUCAGAACACAAAUGGUGUAAAUACCACAACUCCUUUACAGGUUUUGUUGUUGUUACCAUCACAGAUGAAAAUAUCAAGACCACAAAUUGUGCAUUCACCAACAUAACCUUUCAUUAUUUAUGUAUUUUGAAAAACUUUGAUUUGAAAAUAGUUCUUGAUUUUAUUUAUUCACAAAAUGUAUUGUGUUCAGUCGUGUUAAAGAGCAACAGCAUACAGCUGUCAUGAGUGGUUUGGAGAGGAACAGUGAAUAUUAAGUUUUAUUAAAUACCAUGAUUUGGAAAAGAAGACUUCCAACAUUUGAAGAACAUCGGCUAAUACAGUUGGUAAUCAAAUCCUGUGAUGUCAUCAGCUGUAUCCAGUGUUGGUCCUACUCAGAGUAGGCCCAUGGAAAUUGAUGGACAUAACUGACUUAGGUGCAUUAAUUUCAAUGGGUCUACUUUGAGAAGAGUUGAAUGGAAACCUCGUAUGAUUAGAGGUGAGAGUUCCGUGUUAUCUGGGACUGCAAGAUAUAUGCUUCUUAGCUAAGCCUUCUGAAAAGCAAUCCACUGACUGAUGAGUGUGAGAGAUAGUCCUGAGCUUGGUAUAUAGGGAGGGAAACUAACUGCUUGGCUUAUUGACUGAUGAAUUACUUCCAUGUAUGAAUUUGCCAGCGGUGAUGGAAGGAACUAAAUACUGAUCCCAGAGUGGAGAGACCUGCCUGUAUAUUCCAGUAAUUGGGGCAGAGGGAGAGGAGCAGCCGUUGCACAUUUCAGCUGUAGUUCAAAGCGUGAAAGACUUUUCCUCAAAAAAGUAAGAACCUGAGAAAAGAUUCUGAAUAUUCAAGUAAGUUCUGUACAUUGAGGGAUAUCAGAAAUUGAAUUUGCACAUGCUACUGUACACUACUGGGCAUUUUGACAGGAGGCAUGCAGGAGUCAGAAAAUGAAGAACAACGGAGGUCAGAAAGCUGGCUGAGUUAUCCUUUCAGUAGUUCAAGGAGAGUAUUCUGUAGUCUGCGUUUCUCCAUGACUAGCAGAAGCAGAAUAAACUAAAACAUGAAACUGCCUGACCUGCAACCUGUAUAGAUUAUUCAGAAUCCAGCUCUUCUUAAUGCAGAAUUUUGAUAAUAUUUUUAAUACCUAGUACAGCUCUGUACAUAAUCUGUCCUUGGAAUACCAUUUUUUUUGUGCCAUUUUGGUAAAAACGCACAAACUUUCCUAUGUGAGGCGAAAAAACACAGCCUAUGACUAAUGUGUUGGAAGAGAGUUUGGACAGCAAGAAGGGAAUCCCAGUUUGUAGCACCUGUACUGGGGCUGCACACACACUCCCUCACCCACUAGCCGUGGAGCGGCUAAAAAGGUUUUGAGUAUCUGCAAUUUUUGUGUGUACAUGGAACCCUUAGAACCAAACCCCUAUGUAAGGUGCAGGAUUACUGUAUACUGAAAGCUCAGCAGCUAAUGGCAGUGUUCCCAGCUGCUCUUUGUUUAUAUUUGCUUUUUGGAAUAAAUAUUGCCAAUUUAUUAGGGACAAUAUAGGGUACAAUUGCAAAUGCAGUGAAAUCUUUUUCCAGGGUCUAUGACAUGAUUGCAUUUGCGGCUUUUGCUGUCAGUGAGAGAACACUGUUUGGGGCUGCGAUGCCCUUGCUUUCCUCUAGCUAUUUGUCAGAUUGUUUGGCAACCUUCACAGCACACUUCAAGGCAGCAGAAAACUUUUAAUGAAUUUUCACCUAACGCUUGUGGAAAAGUUAAAAAUACUUUUCUUGAUUGUCUACUUGUGAACCAGGUGUGCUGUACAAGGACUGGGAAGGGCAAGCUGGUAAGCCCUGAAUGAUUACCUGCUUAUAUCAAACUGGAUAUUGGUGUUCUCCUUGGCUACUUAAAAUAAAUUGAAUUGUGAA
Podarcis muralis (Common wall lizard) is the source of this 3996-nucleotide messenger RNA. It is a transcript of the gene SH3GLB1, whose product is annotated as SH3 domain containing GRB2 like, endophilin B1. The record is from RefSeq and is a predicted model, not a curated record. Gene Ontology annotation, cellular component: membrane; cytoplasm. Lineage: Eukaryota; Metazoa; Chordata; Lepidosauria; Squamata; Lacertidae. Gene Ontology annotation, molecular function: protein binding. Gene Ontology annotation, biological process: membrane organization.